AUGCCUUCCACCUCUUCACACUCUUCUCGCUCUUCACGUCCUUCCCACUCCUCACGUCCUUCACGAUCUUCCCACUCUUCCUCUCACAACAAACAUCUAGUAAUAGCUGCAUCUUCCUCUUCCUCUUCCUCCAAGCACCAGUCCAAGUCUCCCAGUGAGCCUGGUAGCAAGUCUGUCGCUCGGCAGGCCGAACUAGACAUCUACCAGUCACAGAACAACGACCUCUGGAAGAAUGUCAAGCAUACCCAGGGCAACACAAGCACCCUAAUUCUCGCGGUCGUAGCACCGGAUCAGAGAAAGCCCAUGAAGAGACUCAUCGACGACAAGGUGAAGCAUAAAAAGAUCCAAUCCUCAGUUGUGGUUACUACUCAAGAUCAGUUGCAGCAGCAGCUUCGCUGUGUCAUCGACAGUGGCGUCAAGAAGACCUACAAGUCUCUGCACUUGAUUGUGAGCUCGACAGUCUCUCAGUUGACCUAUCACAUUGAGAACUUCGUGGACCAAGUUUUUGUCAAAUCAUGUGGGUCAGCUGGACGGCAAGAUGCCCUCUACAUUAGCGCGUCUUCCACCUACUGCGGCUGGCAGACAGAGCAACCAAACCUUUCCGUCGAGGCCAGGAGGGACGUCAUGGCUCAAAUGGAGUCCCUCAAGGACGAUGUUGUUACUGAAAACGGUGAGGAGAGCGUCCAAUCACCUGCUGAUCAUGUCAACUCAUGGUUCCAACAGUGGAAGAGGCUUCUAGCCACUGUCAUCGAAGCUGGUGCAAACGCGAGCGGCGCAGGGAUAAUUAGUGGCAUGUGGAUGGGCAGUGAGGGGAUCAUCAUCAAGGGACCAUUUGGCCUUUACAUCGCUGCAGGGUAUGCAUGCUACGAUAUUGAGGGUUCUACGGGUGUUGCAUGUGGCCUGAGUGUCGGGACGUCUAUGGUCGCCUACGAUCAGGUGUUCUUGAUUUCUUGGGAUCGGAUCUGGGAGCUUUUUACGAACUUGUUGCAGAAGCUCUGGGGUUGGGCUAAGGAAGGUUUUACUUGGAUCAAAGACAAGAUCACCGAGUUGGCACGUUGGCUUGGUUCUUUUUUUGUUUAG
Messenger RNA from Fusarium pseudograminearum CS3096, 1080 nucleotides. RefSeq lists its product as uncharacterized. The record is from RefSeq and is a predicted model, not a curated record. Bases 1 to 1080 code for a protein of 359 amino acids. Lineage: Eukaryota; Fungi; Ascomycota; Sordariomycetes; Hypocreales; Nectriaceae. The transcript is spliced from 3 exons.